UGGAGUUUCUUGUGGUCUCCAGCCCGAUGCGAUGCAGCGUGGUCCUUCCUUGCCCUCGUCCGUCCCUUCUCCUCAUCCACAGCCACACCCCCUGCUCUCUAACGACGGGACUCCAUGCUGGCAGUACGUACCUUUAGACUCUGGUUCUAUCUCCUCUCUCCUCUCCUCUCCUCUGCUCUUCUCCUGCUUUUUUGCACUGGCUGCAUUUGCUCUGCGUCCUCUCUGCAUCGUUCUCGCAUACUCCGUACACACACACACACAUACAAUAAACACGCGCAUUACUGGCUGACAGAACAGAUACCUACACGUCUUCUGCGCCUCUGUCUUCCUGCAGAAUCAUCUACCUCGCUAUAAGAACCUCCAUACGGCACAACAUCCGCGCCAUACCUCACGGAUACACGGUAGUCUUUGUUUGAGACCCUCGAUCCAGCCGUUGAGAUCGAAAACACUA
Messenger RNA from Colletotrichum acutatum, 451 nucleotides. RefSeq lists its product as uncharacterized. The transcript has 3 exons. The record is from RefSeq and is a predicted model, not a curated record. The coding region runs from base 115 to 354 and encodes 79 amino acids. NCBI's taxonomy places the organism in Eukaryota, Fungi, Ascomycota, Sordariomycetes, Glomerellales, Glomerellaceae.